Messenger RNA from Pygocentrus nattereri (red-bellied piranha), 2127 nucleotides. RefSeq names its product cyclin E1 (gene ccne1). The transcript has 12 exons. Lineage: Eukaryota; Metazoa; Chordata; Actinopteri; Characiformes; Serrasalmidae. Gene Ontology annotation, molecular function: cyclin-dependent protein serine/threonine kinase regulator activity. Gene Ontology annotation, biological process: regulation of cyclin-dependent protein serine/threonine kinase activity; G1/S transition of mitotic cell cycle. Gene Ontology annotation, cellular component: centrosome; cyclin E1-CDK2 complex; cytoplasm. The coding region runs from base 334 to 1566 and encodes 410 amino acids. The record is from RefSeq and is a predicted model, not a curated record.
AUCAGCCCGACGCGCGCGGCGCCUUCAUUCUACACGCCCAGGUGCGCUCUCGCGCGGAGGUGCGGGGGUUCUGUUGUGUUUUCUUAUUUAUUUCUUUGUAAUUUUUGAGUGUUUUGCUGCGCGCGCAGCGGCUCCCCGGCGCACGCAGGCGCAAACGGGAAAGAUAAAAGUGGAGUUUGGCGCGCGCGGAGAGCGUCGGAGCGAGAGCGGAGGAGAAGCGGCGCGAGGGAGACGCCGAGGCUGGAGACGAGACGAGGAACGCGGGGAGCUGCAGCGGCGCCGAGAGGCUGUGUGGGGCUCUCUGUACUCGGGAGAGACACGCGCGCGGAUAUAAUGCCCAGUAAGAAAGUGCAGGACACAGAAGUGAAAGGCACUCCGGAUGAAGCUCCUAAAAUCCCCACAGCUCGCUCCAGGAAGAGAAAGGCAGAUGUUGCUGUUCAUUUACAAGAUCCAGACGAAGAAGUUGCAGAGAUGACCAGAAAGAGGCAGUGUCCGUCACCGACAAGCUGGAAUCCCAGUCGGAGUUGCACAAGCCCAUGUAGGCGGCUCCCCAUGCCAGAUAAGGCUGAGGAACCGGUUGCCAUCAGCAGCGUGGGAUUCACUCAGUACACCUCCAGGAAUAUUUUCGUCACCCCCACGCGGCCGUCCCCCCUGCCCGCCCUGUGCUGGGCCAGUAAAGAUGACGUGUGGAGCAACUUACUCAAAAAAGACAAGCUGUAUCCUCACGAUACGCACGUCAUGGAGAGACACCCCAACCUUCAGCCCAAAAUGAGGGCUAUUCUGCUGGACUGGCUCAUGGAGGUGUGUGAGGUGUAUAAACUACACAGGGAGACGUUUUAUUUGGGCCAGGAUUAUUUUGACCGUUUCAUGGCCACACAAGAGAGCGUCUGUAAAAGUACGCUGCAGCUCAUCGGCAUUUCCGCUCUGUUCAUUGCCGCCAAGAUGGAGGAAAUUUACCCCCCGAAGGUGCAUCAGUUUGCCUACGUUACUGAUGGGGCGUGCACAGGGGAGGAGAUUCUUAGCAUGGAGGUCAUCGUCAUGAAGGAGCUCAAGUGGAGUCUGAGUCCUUUAACUCCAGUGGCCUGGAUCAACAUCUACAUGCAGAUGGCGUAUCUGAAGGACUCUGGUGAGGUUCUCAUGCCGCAGUACCCCGAGGCCACGUUCGUGCAGAUCGCCGAGCUCCUGGAUUUGUGCAUUCUGGAUGUAAAAAGUCUGGAGUUUUCCUACAGCCUGCUGGCGGCGUCCGCGCUGUUCCACUUCUCUUCGCUGGAGCUUGUGAUGAAAGUCUCAGGGUUCAAGUGGAGUGAUGUGGAGCGCUGCGUGAGGUGGAUGGUGCCGUUCGCCAUGUCGAUUCGGGAAGCGGGCAGCUCGUCUCUGAAGACGUUUAAAGGCAUCCCGCAAGACGACACGCACAACAUCCAAACGCACGCGCCGUACCUGGACCGGCUGGGGAAGGCGUACGCGUACGAGCUGGUGGAUUUGGAACGCAGCCAGAGUUCUCCUGUUCCCUCUGGAGUCCUGACGCCGCCACCCAGCAGCGAGAAACCGGAGGGAUCGGCCUGCUGACCGCUCCUCGCUACGCGGCCCUCAGCUGUGGGAUUGGGACGCGGCCCAGAUGGUGGAGCGUCAGCAGAACACGGCUAAUAUAGAGUCAACACAAACAUCAGCUUCUGCCAGCAGGAGCGACCUGCAACCUGCAACCUGCACACUCUGAACUCUGCUUUUAUCUGUAAUGUCCAGACGAACUGCCCGUUCAGGCCUCGCUGGCUUUUUAUUUCUAUGGUUAUUUUUCCCUGGAGGGACAAACGCAGACCCACCUGCCCGAAUUUCAGAGCGUCUGUUUGCCCUGAUUGCUGCUAAAGGUGGUGGGGUGGAGAACGGACAGAAGAACCCACAAUGAUGUGUGUGUGUGUGUGUGUGUGUGUGUGUGUGUGUGUGUGUGUGUGUGUGUGUGAGAGAGAGAGAUUCAGGCUACAGAGGAAGUCCAGCCGGAGCUCACGGCUGUUCGGGGUUUCGGCUUCAGAAGCUCAGAGACGUAUUUUAGCUUUUUUUUUUUUUUUUUUUUUCUGCCUCUGAAAUGAGAUGCUGCUACUUUUAUGUAUUUUAUAAGACGAAAUAAAAGUCUAA